AUGUAUGUUCCAUGUGAUUUCGUACCAGCUAGUGAAGCCGGCGGGACGUAUGUGCAGUCUGCCCGAGGCAAAGGCCUUACCCCGGGCAGCUCUGGUACCACUAUAGAUGUGGUUGUGGAUGUGAAUGUUGGCGUGCGAGGAGAGCUCAUGGGGACCGCAUCUGGAGAUCUUCUGGUCGGUGCAGCGAUGGCAGCGAGCUGUUCCGCAUUGGAUGCAGGCGCUGUAGAGGGACGAGUUGUGAGGGCCGAAGUUGCAGCGGCAGCAGUACCAUAA
Messenger RNA from Penicillium soppii, 273 nucleotides. RefSeq lists its product as uncharacterized. The transcript has 2 exons. The coding region runs from base 1 to 273 and encodes 90 amino acids. The record is from RefSeq and is a predicted model, not a curated record. NCBI's taxonomy places the organism in Eukaryota, Fungi, Ascomycota, Eurotiomycetes, Eurotiales, Aspergillaceae.